Molecule: messenger RNA, 1041 nt
Organism: Daphnia pulex (common water flea)
Lineage: Eukaryota; Metazoa; Arthropoda; Branchiopoda; Diplostraca; Daphniidae
Product: synaptophysin-like
Exons: 5
Coding region: 81-776 (231 amino acids)
Cellular component (GO): synaptic vesicle; synaptic vesicle membrane
Source: RefSeq, a predicted model, not a curated record
AAAGGAAAGCUGGACGUCAUCGAUAAGACAAAAACCGCUAGAUUUUGACUCGUGGGUUGUUGCUUAUCUCAGAAUUACAAAUGGAUCAAAUGGACACCAAUAUUUUGAAGGAGCCGAGAGGUUUUCUCAGGGUUCUUCAGUUUGUCUUUGCAAUAUGCGCGUUCGCUACGACAACAAAUUUUGGAAGCUCGUUUAGUUUCCUUGUUAAAUGCAAGAAUGAAACUAUGGGGACUACUAAAAUCACUCAAAACAUUGAAUAUCCAUUCAGGUUCGACCACAUAAUAGUAAAUGAAAAGGCUUGUGGCAACAGCUAUACUUUCUCCUAUUUUGGUGAUUACUCAUCUGAUGCUGAGUUUUUUGUUGCUGCUGGAGUCUUGGCUAUGCUUUACUCUCUUGCAUCUCUGGGAUUUUAUUGUUUCUUUGGUGGCAACUAUCAAACUAAUAAAACCUUUCCUCUUGUGGAUUUUCUAAUAACAAUGGUGAUUGCUGUUUUCUGGCUGUCAGGAAGUGCUGCCUGGGCUUCUGGUGUCUCUGCUGUAAAAUAUGUCUCUGAUCCCAAUUCCUGGAUUAAGACUAUGGAAAUUUGCAUGAAAAAUGGGGAUUGUACCGCGGUGUUUGCUGGAAAUUUUGCUGGUCUCAACAUAUCAAUCAUAUUUGGAUUUCUGAAUUUUUUCCUCUGGACUGUUAAUCUUUGGUUCCUCUACAAAGAAACGUCGUGGUUCCAGCAAGAUAAUCCCGCAUCCGCCGCUGGAGCAGGUGGAGUGUCACCCAUUUAAUAUGCCAAUUAAUCUCACUAAUAUAAUGAGCGGAGGACGUUCAGUAUUUGUCUCAUUGGUAGUGUGCGUUCGUUUGUGUGUGUAGGAAAGAAAGAUCUGACUCGUUCUUCGGGUAUUUAAGUGCGCUAAUGAAUAGGGAAAUACCGCACAUCUCUUUACAAAUCGAUUAAAUCAAUCAAUAGCAUGUUGUUUCUUUUCUUACGUUGGUUUUCCGAAAGACUUAUUCCAUCUUCUCAAAUACACGGAGCAUCCAUUAACUAAUUAA